Molecule: messenger RNA, 807 nt
Organism: Adineta steineri
Lineage: Eukaryota; Metazoa; Rotifera; Eurotatoria; Adinetida; Adinetidae
Source: the annotation of a GenBank genome assembly
AUGUCUUGGGAUAUUGAACUGGAUGAUCAAUUAUUACAAGAUCUUUAUGCAUGGAUUGAUCAAAUACCAUUAAGUCGACCUAAAAAACGUAUUGAAAAAGAUUUUGCUGAUGGCGUUAUGAUAGCAGAAAUGGUUAAAUAUUAUUUUCCUAGUUGGGUAGAUUUACAUAAUUAUGCAGCAGCCAAUAGUACACAACAAAAAAUGAUUAAUUGGGGACUUUUAAAUAGAAAAAUCUUCUGUCGAUUUGGUCUUAAUGUUCCUGAAGCUGUUAUGCGUGGUAUAUGUCUUGGUCGAAAUGGACUUAUUGAAGUAUUUCUUUACAAUUUACGAACAAAAAUUGAUGAUUAUCUCUAUGGAAUGGAAACAAAUCCUAGUGAUCCACAAUAUCGACUUCUUCAUCAAAAAGCUAAAAUAACUGAAGCUAAUGCAGCAACACCUCGUCAAAUUCAAGAUUAUCCAGCUACAUUUGAGCACAAUAAUCAUGGAGAUGAACAAUUCACAUAUGCUAAUCAAGGAUCGAAACCUCAAAAUAUUCAAAAAAAAUCAGCAUCUACGCAUAAUUUAAGUACAGAUAUGGUUAGCCGUAUUGAAUAUGAUGAAAAAGAACAAGAAUGUCUUGCGAAAGACGAACAAAUUCAAAUUUUACAAGCAAAAAUUCGUCGUCUUGAACAUUUACUUCAUUUAAAAGAUGUUCGAGUCGAAGAUUUAGCAGAAAAACUUGAUCAAUCACGAGGUAUAUCAGGUCCUCAUAAUGGAACAUCGAAUCGUCAACAACAUGUACCAAUGGGUUUUAAUGGACGAAAAUAA